This is a messenger RNA of Aspergillus affinis, 792 nucleotides long. RefSeq names its product putative short-chain dehydrogenases/reductase. Bases 1 to 792 code for a protein of 263 amino acids. The record is from RefSeq and is a predicted model, not a curated record. Gene Ontology annotation, cellular component: membrane. The transcript has a single exon. Lineage: Eukaryota; Fungi; Ascomycota; Eurotiomycetes; Eurotiales; Aspergillaceae.
AUGCCGACCGACAAUCUCAACUUUUCUUGCGCCCUGGUAACCGGUGGAGGUGGCGGAAUCGGGAAAGCGAUCGCCUCGUACCUCGUCUCCAAAGGCAAAAAGGUGAUCAUCGCUGGCCGAACCGAGUCAAACCUGAAAGCAACAUCCAAAGAAAUCGGCGCGACUGCCUACUAUGUCCUCGAUACAGGGGUCGUGGGCCAAAUUCCGGCCUUCAUCUCUCGCAUUACGAACGAGCAUCCUGAACUAGAUUGUGUGAUCAAUAACGCCGGGGUCCAGAGACCUUUGGAUCUAGUGAAAGAACCUCUAGAGGAUGUUUUCCAGAAAGCCGAUCAGGAAAUCGAUAUCAACAUGCGCGGACCGAUGCACCUCACUCUGGGUCUGCUCGAGCAUUUCAAAACAAAGCCAAACGGAGCCGUGAUCGUCAACGUGUCCUCGGUCCUGGCAUUCGUCCCUUUCGCUCCCAUCAACCCUUCCUACAGCGGGACGAAAGCGUGGUUGCAUUUCUGGAGCAUGAAUCUCCGCACGCAGUUGCAACAGAGCGGGCUCGAGAAAAUUCGAAUCAUUGAGAUUGCGCCCCCGACGGUGGGGACGGAUUUGCAUCGCGACAGGGAAGACCCCGAUGACAACAAAAAGCACAACAAUCCUAAUGCAAUGUCGAUCGAGGAGUUCAUGGACGAUGUAAGCGCGAAGUGGGAGCAAGGGGAAGAAAUGAUCGCAUCGGGAAUGAGUGGGGACUUGGUGGACCGCUGGUAUCGGGAAUUUGGCGGGUUUUACGAAGAAAAGACUCGCUAG